AUGAGAGUCUUCGUAAUUUUGGUCGCAUGCGCAACCUUAACUGCUGGUAGUGCAAUUCCGUCAAUACCAGGGGAUAAUAGCCAUUAUGUGGAAGGUGAAAGCCGCUACAUUUGGAUGCCCGACGGUGAAGGUGUUCCGCAUCUCGUCGAUCUACACCAGCCAGCUGAUGAAGCCUUCUUGAAUUCAAGAAACGGAAACAACAACCAAUAUUGGCUAUUCACCAGGUGCAGUAUAAGCUAA
Molecule: messenger RNA, 240 nt
Organism: Leptosia nina
Lineage: Eukaryota; Metazoa; Arthropoda; Insecta; Lepidoptera; Pieridae
Source: the annotation of a GenBank genome assembly